CUCUCCACUAACUCAUAACCUCUGUGUGUGUCUGUCUAUCCACUAACAAACAACCUCUGUGUCUGUCUAUCCACUAACACACAUCCUCUGUGUCUGUCUAUCCACUAACUCAUAACCUCUGUGUCUGUCUAUCCACUAACUCAUAACCUCUGUGUCUGUCUAUCCACUAACUCAUAACCUCUAACAAACAACCUCUGUGUCUGUCUAUCCACUAACUCAUAACCUCUGUGUCUGUCUAUCCACUAACAAACAACCUCUGUGUCUGUCUAUCCACUAACAAACAACCUCUGUGUCUGUCUAUCCACUAACUCAUAACCUCUGUGUCUGUCUAUCCACUAACAAACAACCUCUGUGUCUGUCUAUCCACUAACACACAACCUCUUUGUCUAUCCACUAACACACAACCUCUGUGUCUGUCUAUCCACUAACUCUCCCUCUCUCUCGGUCUCUCCACUAACUCUCUUUUUUUCUCUCUCUCUCUCCUAACUCUCCCUGUUUUUUUCUCGGUCUCUCCACUAACUCCCCCUCUCUCUCUCGGUCUCUCCACUAACGCUCCCUCUCUCUCUCCCUCUUUUUUUCUCGGUCUCUCCACUAACUCUUCAUCUCCUUCUCUUUCCCACACUUCCAGCAUCUCUGACUGUCCAACAAUCUUGUGUUUUUUCCCACCCAUCAUUCUGCUCCUUACCAAGUACCAUCUGUCCAUAUAUCUAGCUUUUGCCCUGUUCAUUCUUCUCCUCUUACUGUCCGUUAGCUCUCCGCCUUCAUUUCUCCUGCAACCCAGCUUUCCUAUUGAUACGUCUCAACCUUUGUUUUUUCAUUUACUCUUUUUCUUCAUGAUAAACCUUUCUUAUACUGUAUAACUUCUAUUCAUAGUUACAACCAUCUCUCGACAAUGUGUCCUGGUAUCCAUGUCUUGACGGAUGUUGUACGGAGCAGUCUGAGAAACUUCAUUCACCUUCUGUCACCUGGGGAUUCCACCACUGGCACUAAGAGACAUUACUUGGGUCUAGAUACCUACCGUCCACCCCCAACACCUCCCGGCUCCCAGCCUGCCCCUUCUAACUCACAGCUUAUAAUUCACCAGGUCACUUUUCAGCUUCCCUUCCAAGUGGAAGUCUUAUUUGAGUCAGACAGCUUUCUCCAACGCCCAAGUCCACUUUCUGGGAGUGCUUUAAGUGACUUACUGCAGACUCAUCGCAUGAAAAUGGCCGAGCGGUUCAGGAGAAUUUUCAAACUGGAGGAGAAAGGAUUCAUUCCAGACCAGGUUGCGUUUGCACAAGCUGCCCUAUCAAAUAUGCUGGGUGGAAUGGGAUACUUCUAUGGCAGUUCACUAGUCCAGUCUCUGUACAAUCCUGAACCUUUGCAGUACCCACAAGCACCACUCUACACUGCAGUCCCUUCUCGAUCUUUCUUUCCUCGAGGCUUCCUUUGGGAUGAAGGGUUUCACCUGCUGUUGAUUGCUCGCUGGAACACCUCUCUAGCAUGGCAGUCUUUGGCUCAUUGGUUAGACCUAAUGAAUGUGGAUGGAUGGAUCCCACGUGAGCAGAUUCUUGGGCUUGAAGCUCGCAGCAAAGUGCCAAACGAGUUUGUGGUUCAGCGUGAUGAGAAUGCCAAUCCCCCAACACUGUUUCUGGCUUUGCAUCAGCUUUUGGCAAAGGAGGAUGUAACAUCAGAAGACCUGCAAUACCUGCGCCGUGCAUAUCCUCGUCUUAAGACCUGGUACAAUUGGUUUAAUGUGACCCAAGCUGGACGUCUUCCAAACACAUACCGGUGGAGAGGAAGAGACAAAGACCCCUUUCGUUUCCUGAAUCCAAAGACACUGACGUCCGGUUUGGAUGACUAUCCACGGGCAUCCCAUCCGUCAGAGGAUGAACGACACGUUGAUCUGUUCUGCUGGAUGGCUUUAGCUUCUGAAGUGAUGGCAAAUAUCUCUGAUCUGUUGGGAGAAGAUGGGGUACAGUAUCAUGAGUCACAGCGUAUACUUACAGACAACACUCUGCUGGACCGCCUCCACUGGGCUGAGAAACUUGGGUCUUAUGCAGAUUAUGGCAACCACACAAAGAAUGUAGCACUUGAGUGGGAAAGGUUAAGUCCUCUUCCUGGGCAGGACCCCCACAGACUUCCACCACCAAAGCUUGUUAGGGUUGUAAAGAAGCCUCCUAGGCUACAGUUUGUAGACUCCCUCGGCUAUGUAUCUCUGUUUCCCUUUUUCCUUCAGAUUUUAACUCCCGAUUCUCCCAAGCUUGGGCAGCUGCUUGCCCAUUUGCGAGAUGCUGAUAAGCUGUGGACACCCUAUGGUCUCCGCUCAUUGUCAAAGAGCAGCUCCCUCUACAUGAAGCGCAACACUGAGCAUGAUGCCCCCUACUGGCGGGGCCCUGUCUGGAUUAAUAUGAACUAUUUGGCAGUUAGAUCCUUGCACAAGUAUUCCCACACGGAAGGACCACAUCGUCAUCAGGCUGCCCUUUUAUAUAGGGAGCUGCGGGAGAACUUGCUUAGCAACCUGUACAGACAGUACAAAGAUACAGGCUUUUUGUGGGAGCAAUACAAUGACAAGACUGGCUGGGGUCAGGGAAGCUUCCCAUUUACAGGGUGGUCAUCUUUGGUAGUGCUGAUGAUGGCAGAGGAAUACUAAAUGUUAAUGCAGAGCACUGUACUGAACACUACCACCAACACAAGGAGUUCAGGAACUGUGUGGGAGUCUGCCUGAGCUCUGCUGUUAGAAGAUAUAUUGUUACUUAAUCCAUAUGAUGAAACCUUAACUGGUUCUACUGGUGGACCUGUGACAUAAUUUAUUUUAUGGGUGGGAUUUGUGUAACCCUGUUUCUACUGAAGGGACCUAUAUUGUCAUUGUUGCAAAAAAAUGAACCAGCAAUAUAUCUGGUUGUGUGGGUAAAACAAGUGGGACCUGUGAUUUUGGAUGAACGGGACCUAUGAUGUCACUGUUUGUACUAGUUGUAUCUAUGAUGUCACUGAGUGGAUGAGUGGGAUUUGUGGCAUCGAUUCCUGGAUGGUGGGACCAGUGACCUCACUGAAUGCGUGGGAGGGACCUUUGAUGUUACAGGAUACAUGGGUGAGACCUGUGGCAUCACUGGUUGGAUGAAUAAGAUCUGUGAUGUCACUGGUUGCAUGGAGGGGAGUUAUGAUGUUACCAGCUGAACUGACAGGUCACAAGCUAUGUCCCACCACCCAUCCCACCAUGGGCAAGCCGCAUGCAUGAGAAACUGUGCGAGGAAUUCAAUCUGACACUUGCAGUGAAUGGAGUUUUAUACGGCGUGAUGUUUAAACCUGAUGCAAAUAAUGGCCGUUACCUUAACUGCUUCCCUGCCAUGUAGGGGCCAAUCUGACACUUGCAGUGAAUGGAGUUUUAUACGGCGUGAUGUUUAAACCUGAUGCAAAUAAUGGCCGUUACCUUAACUGCUUCCCUGCCAUGUAGGGGCCAUACUGUGCUAACCUGCCCAGCACACCACUUAUUAACUGGUGAUCCCUGGACUUUUAAAGAAAUCUAUGGAGAAAUAAAAUACAUCCUGUAUA
Messenger RNA from Pelobates cultripes (western spadefoot toad), 3531 nucleotides. The record is from the annotation of a GenBank genome assembly. Lineage: Eukaryota; Metazoa; Chordata; Amphibia; Anura; Pelobatidae.